GUCAAAAGUUUGCCAAACUUUGUCAAAGGUAGGGGGUUUAACCUUGAAUUUGCAAGUAUUUCUUGUCUUGAAAUUUGACUGGGGUAAAAGAGUUCAACCAAACAUCAGUAGAUCAAGGUCAAAUAUAGUCAAACCUCCUCAAACUUGAUAAAAGUCUACAGACUUAAAGGUUUGACCAAGAAUUCAUGAAGACUUUUGAUCUAAUUAAUUCAAUUUUUGAGACUCUAGAUCUGGCAUGAAUGUCCUUACAACUGCACUAUUGAAUCAUUGAAUGAAUAAAUAGUAGGAAAAGUGUUACAUAGUUGAGUACAAUGAGGGAUUUGUAAUGUGUGAGUAGAUUUGGAAACAAAAACACAAUCCAGAACAAGUAUUCUUCCUUCUUCCCCCAAAAUUUUUGGGGGUGAUAAAUUAUUGUACUUGCAAGGGCAUAUGCUCCCAUUAUCCAAACACAACAUCAUAGUGGCCCCACCUUCCUCCCCUACCAUUCCAACUCUCAAGUCUCACCCAUCCACAAUCCACACGUGUCAACCUCCCAUUCGCUGUUUCAUUUGGACCCCCACCCCCUAUCCUCUCUCUCUGGCGUGCUUUACUUGCCUUGUGACGCUACAGUCCUGACCAUAUACUCUGACACUUUUCUAACCAAGCCACACCCCCAGAGCUUUAUUAACAAUCAACGGCUCCAUUUCAAUCAUGGUUUCUACAAUCACGAAAUUAUCCAAUCCAACGGCCUGAAUUCGACAAUCAAUUACACAGUACACACGCGACGUGCCAGAGUGGCAGUGCCAAUGUCAGUGUCCGGUCAGCUCCGCCUCGAAAUACCACACCAUCAUCAAUCAGAUGCUCUCACUCUCUCUCUCUCUCUACAUAAUCUAGGGUUUCCAUAUUGCUUUACAGUUACACUUCUCUGAUCUCGUCUCUUUAUUCUGCACAUGUCUAUGUUCUCUGUAUUGAAAACUGUGGAAGGACAUUUUCUGCGAUUGAUCUUUUGUGAGUGUUCACUUUGAGCUUCUUUUGGUGGUUUCAAUGGAGGAAAGUUAGGGUUUUUUGAUUGUUUAGAGUGAUGGAGAGCCUGUGGCAGCUCAAAUGUAGUUCGACAUUGCCGUCCUCAUCGACGCCGUCGUCAUCACAGGAGCCUCGGGAUCAGAUGGAGACAAAUAUGCUCAGCUAUUCUUAUCCGCAUGUUGCACCAGAUUUGAGAUCAACAGUGUUUGGAAGGAUGCAAGAUCAUUUCACUACCCAUAAGCCUGGCAGUGUAGACCUGGGAAAUUCUUUUCUUGCUCUCCUAUCUGGGUCACCAUCUUUGUUGCAGUGUGAUUUUCAGGAACUUUCAUGUCCAAAAUCAUCUGGUUCCUAUGGUAAACUUGCUACUAAUCACAGUAAUGUCAAUGUGAAUUCUGUUGGAAGUGAUAUUCCACUGAUAUCCAGUGGGUUACAGUCAGAAUAUCUAAGCAAUCAAAAUCUGCAAAAUGGAGAAGAUUUAUGUCAUAUUGUUUCAACUAGGGCAGUGGUGAAUUCCAAUUGCGGUGGCAAUUCUGCUUUGCAUGAUUUUCAGGGAUCGGACUUGGCUAAGGCAGUUAUCAGCAGUCACAUAGUUCCUGGUAAUGAGAAAGUGAAGGUUCCUUACUCUUUGAGUGGAGAGUGGCAACAUACAAUUCCUGCGAAGCUCAGCAGCAUGAAUGUUCAAUGUUCACAAAAGCUGCCUUUAGAGGCAGACUCUUCUAUUUUGAAGCAGUCAUCUAGUUUCAUGAGUGGAUGCCCUCGUGUGUUUUGCUUGGGUACAAGUGGGUAUCUACUUCUCAGCAAUACAGGACUUCUUGGUAUUGUAUGCUCAUGCCAUUGUUUCCACAUGUCUGUGACUAAAUUUUGUGAGCAUUCAGGAUUAUGUGAUGUUAACCCCGGAGAUGCUGUUCAUAUGGACAGUGGAGAGACCAUUGCUCAGUGGCGUAAGCUCUACUUCCAGAAAUUUGAGAUUAGGGUUCCAGAAGAUCGGAGUGAGUGGGACUGGCCUGAAGGAUUAUCGGUGACUGCUGGCUUUGUCAAAUCGUGUGCGACUAUGUCCAAUGUGUGCAAGAGCCCUGACUUGCCUCAUCCGGUUGGUUCGUCUGGAGGUUUAGUAAGGUCUGGACAGCCUUUAGACCAUGCUUUCUUUCCAAAGAACCCUCAUACAGACCAGGAUUUGCUUAUUGAUGCUUCACAAAAUAAAAAACAGAGGAACGUUCAGGACGUUGACAAAUUUCUUCCAAAGAGCUUGAAUGGCACAUCACGGAGCAAUUUGCAUGCCAUUGGGGAUAACCAGAUAAUGGAGUUCCCUACAUCUAGGCGUUCGACCCUGCAAAAGUUUGUUGGUAGUGGACUGGAUAGUGGUUGUCAGUCCAUUUCUGCUUACAAUGAUUUUAUUAUGAAAAAUGGAAAUUCAUCUGUCUCACACUCUGCUUUGCAGAAUGUAAGAGACCUUGGUAAAGACUCUGAUGUUAACAGAACUAAAAAUGUAAAAGGUAGUGUGAUUGUGGGCAGGGAUGCUACUUCUUCAAACAUUGAGUUAAGGCUUGGGCAGCCAUACCAACCCAGUCAGACUUCAGGAAACUCAGUUUUACCGGUUAUAGGACCACAGCUAUUUGACAAACUUGUCAAUCCACCAAAGUCCUGCUUCCAUCGGCAGAUGAUUGAUAAUGCAGCCAACUAUAGCGAUGAGGAUAGGCGAUAUCAUCACCGUGAUGCUGAUUCAUUUAAUUCCAGCGCUGAAAAAGAACCAAACCAGUUGAAUCAUGGGAAUCACACAUUUGGAAUUAGUAAUGCUAUGGAUUCUGCUAGACUAGAAAAGUUAGAAGGCAAUGUGCCCAAGAGUUCUGUGGUUUUGCCACGUACAGACUUUCAUACUCCAACUAAGGACAGUUUACACUUUAAAGCUAAUGUUAAUAUGGUAAAUUGCACUGAGCAUGCUAUGCCUAGGGCACUAAAUCGUGAAUCUCAUGCUGCCGAGUGUGAUCCAUUCAAUGUUUACUGGAAUGCUGGUAAUGGUUUUGAGAGGCAAUUGAAUAUUCCUGCGUUGGGUUCUCAAAGAUUUAUAGACAAGGGUAAGGGGGUGGGAUGUGUUGCUGAUGUCCCCUAUGUUGCAACAGACAUAGGAUAUGGCAAUCAUAAGCAGGUAGACAAUUCAAUUUUAGGUGGAAGCAGUGAUCCCUUUUUUGCAGCUGUAAAUGAUAAGAGCUGUUAUUCAUGUCAGUUGGCUAGUAUACCACCAGAUAUGUCUGAUGCCAGAAACUUAGUUAGCUAUCUCGAGAAGGUUCCUUGUCUUGGAAGUAGCGGACUAGGUGAUCAUGUUGCUCUUAGAUCAAAUUUGCGAUCGCAAGGAGUCUCAAUGGGAUUUCCUUUGGUUACUUCAACUUCUACUUUGGAUGGGACUCCAUCUUUCUUGAGACAGGAUAGUAUUGGUGUGAGCCCUUAUUUGCUUGAUGAGAAUUUGAGAUUGCUAGCAUUGAGGCAAAUAAUGGAUUUAUCCAAGCAACAACAUGCAUUGUCUUCCCUAAUGAACCAAGAACAAGGGAAAUGUGUUAGCUCUUCUAAUGUACAGCAUUCUCUUGUUGACCCUUCAACUUCUCAAGAGCAAAGGCACAGACCUAAUCUUUCCAGUGGACGAGGCGUUUCUGAACCCUCCAGGAAUUUGCUCCAAUCUGCUGCCACUUUCAGGGUGGGUGAUGAUAUUGGAAAAGUGGCUUCUGUGACAGGAAUUGAUGUGCACUGUCAACUUUCUGAUGAUCCUAGUCUAAAUGAGCGGCCCUCGUUAAGACUUGGCAGAAGUGAUAACAAUGUCAGCAGAUCAAGUGAGCAUGAAAUAUGCUUUCAGAGAGUCCCACACAAAAAUUGUCAGGGCAAGUGCAGCUGUGAAGCGAGCACAAAUAAUUUAGGAAGAAAUUUUGAUUCACAAGUUGGUAGCUCUUUCAAUGCCUUUAAGGAGCAGAUGGGAACCUGCAGUGGUGAAGCCUCAAUUAUUAUGAAUUCUAAAUUUGCUAAAGAUCAUUUUCUGCUAAGGGAUGCAAAUAUUUCCUCAGAACGAAGUGGGAAGUUGAAUGGGCAACUUCAUAGAAACAGAGUUUGUCAUGCAUCUGAGUGGAGAGAUGUGCCAAGCAAGGUGAAAGGGGUUCGUAAUGCAAUAGUUGUAGAGCGGUUGGCUAAUGUGUUGGAUCAAAGAGGAAAUGAUGGUAGUCAACUUAAAGAUGCUUCUGCUAAAUGCUUCAAUGGAGCGGUGCAAAUUGAUGGCUCCUUAAAAGAGCAAGAAAAUUCAAAUGUUUCUUCAGGAUGUUCUGCCCCUGCUGUUACACAGUCAUCAAUUGAGGUUAACAAUAUAGAAUUUUCUACUAUUGAUGCUGGGGAUACUGGAUAUGUAAGCAAUGAUAUAGUUGAUGAAGGAUCAGGCAUUGAUAAAUGCUGGUCAUCAGAUGAUGCACUUGGAAGUGAAAGAAGUGCUGAUUUCCUGGGCUCUACCUGUAGGACUAACUUGAGGAAAGAAGGAUCCUCCCAUGUUCUAAAUAAUCAAUCAUCUCGUAGUCUUCUUGAUGAGCUUAAGCUCAUGGAUUCCUUGACAUGGAAGAAAGACCGAAAUCAAAUCAAUAAUUGGCAUCAAAUCCAUUCUGGGCUUGCAAUUUAUGAGAAAAGCAAUCCAUCACAAAAGAUGGUUAGCGGCCUGAAAUCGGGGAAGAGAAAGAGAGCAAUGAAAUUGAAGAUGCUGAGUGCCUCAUUUCCCUCUGCAGGUGUAAAACCAUAUCAAAAUCCCAAUUCUGCUGAAUUGCCCUCCUGUUCAUCCAAAGAAAUUCAGUUGGUUAUUCAAUCUGACCAGGGGACCUCUCUUGUUUCUGGGUCUUGUAUCAUUCGACCUAAUUCCAAACGUAGAUUUUCUUCGGCCACAACACACUCUCAUAAAAGAGGAGUGAGGGAAGAUGAUAAUCAAACAGAAUUAAAUGGUGAUGCAGACUUUUGUAAAAACCCUGAAGUUUCAGGCAGAAAGAAGUUGAGAAAGUGUUUCACAUCUGGCACUUUCAGGAAAUUUCGGAUGCAAGAAUCAACUCAUGAAGAGGCUGAAGAGACUGAGAAAUACAAUUCAGUAGGUUGUGUAGGGACACCUUCUAGUCGACAAUUAAAUCUGUGUUCAAGGAAGGCCAGAGUGGUAGUAUGUGGAAAAUAUGGUGAAAUAUCAAAUGGAAAAGAUGUGUCAAAGCCAGCAAAAAUCGUUCCUCUCAGCAGGAUUCUUAAAACUGCCAGAAGAUGUACACUCCCCAAAAAUUGCAAACCCAGACUGAAUUCCACGAGGGAGUUGAGAAAGGCAAACUCUACCAGAAUUGAUUUAUGCUGUGAUAAAUUCACUGAUUUGAAGAAUGGAAGCAGUGUAGGAAUUUGUGAUAAAAUAAAUCUCGACAAUUCUACAGAAGAAACAGACAAGGCGUGGUGCAGUGAAGAUGAGCAAUUUGCUAAAUCCAUUUUGGUGAAAGAGAAUGAUGAUAAAAGAGAGAAAGAUUAUAUUAUUCUACACAGUAAUGCUCCUUCUCAAUCGAAGCUUAAGUGUAAGGAAAUUCGCAAACGCAGCAUUUAUGAGCUGACAGUUAAAGGAAAUAAAUAUAGUUCCAAAAGUUUUCCAUGUUCGAAGAUGUCAAAGUGCACACCAGAAAUGAAGGUGGGGAAAAUUUUGAAGAAUGCUGACGAUAGCAAGCGUGGAUUAUGCAAAGUUUAUUCUAACAAAUCUACUGAAGAGCACAAGUGCCUGCCCACUUCAAGUUCAGCUGCAUUCUGCUGUGUUUGUGGAAGUUCAAACCAAGAUGAUAUUAAUUGCUUAUUAGAGUGCAGUCGAUGUUUAAUCAGGGUGCAUCAAGCUUGCUAUGGUAUUUCCAAAGUACCUAAAGGUCGUUGGUAUUGCAGACCGUGCAGGACAAGUUCAAAAGAUAUUGUUUGUGUGCUCUGUGGCUAUGGAGGUGGGGCCAUGACUCGAGCAUUGCGAAGUCGCACAAUUGUGAAAAGCAUUUUGAAAGCUUGGAACUGUGAAGCAGAUUGCAGACAUAAGAACAUGAUUUAUUCUGCUGAAUCUUUACAAAAUGAACAAAUUGCAUUGCACUCCUCAGGUUCUGGACUUGAUGGGAAUUUAUUUUCUGUUCUACAACCUGAAAAUAUAAAGUCGUCAGCUAUAGCAGUGAGGAAAAUGGAUUUGCAAAAACAAUUGGAUGUUGAACAGGACUCUCCUUGUGCUAGUAAUAUAAAGGUACAUAACAGCAUAACAGUGGGAGUACUUGAUUCAACAGUUAAGCAGUGGGUUCAUAUGGUUUGUGGGCUUUGGACUCCCGGAACACGGUGCCCAAAUGUUGAGACCAUGAGUGCUUUUGAUGUAUCUGGUGCUUCAAGUCCUAGAGCUAAUGUGGCUUGCUCUUUGUGCAAUCGGUCAGGUGGUUCAUGUAUAAAGUGCAGGGUUUUGAGUUGCUCAAUUCAAUUUCAUCCAUGGUGUGCUCAUCAAAAGGGUCUGUUGCAAAGUGAGGUUGAAGGUGUUGAUAAUGAAAGUGUUGGGUUUUACGGAAGAUGUGUGCUUCAUGCUACAUACCCCACUACUGAGUCUGCCUGUGAUCCCAUCAACAGUGAGAUUGGUUGUCAGGGAGAAAAAGAGUUUGCUUGCGCUAGGACGGAGGUAUUCUGCCAAUUAAUUGAGGGUUACAAGGGCCGCAAAAGGGAUGACCCCCAGAAUGAUCUUUAUGGUCCAUCAAAAGGCAAGGGUGGAUGCCUUGUUCCUCAGGAACAGUUAAAUGCUUGGAUUCACAUUAAUGGGCAGAAGACGUGCACACAGGGGCUUCCAAAGCUGGCAAUAUCAGAUAUUGAGCAUGAUUGUCGGAAGGAAUAUGCUCGCUACAAACAAGCAAAAGGUUGGAAACACUUGGUUGUAUACAAAUCUGGCAUUCAUGCCCUUGGUCUUUACACAUCUCGGUUCAUUUCCCGUGGUGAAAUGGUUGUUGAAUAUGUUGGUGAGAUAGUGGGUCUACGUGUGGCUGAUAAAAGAGAAAAUGAGUAUCAGUCUGGGAGAAAACUUCAGUACAAGAGUGCUUGCUACUUCUUCAGGAUAGAUAAAGAGCAUAUCAUUGAUGCUACCCGCAAAGGGGGGAUUGCUCGUUUUGUGAAUCACUCAUGCCUGCCAAAUUGCGUCGCCAAAGUGAUAUCUGUGAGAAAUGAAAAGAAGGUUGUCUUUUUUGCUGAAAGAGACAUAUUUCCUGGGGAAGAGAUAACAUAUGACUAUCAUUUUAACCAUGAGGAUGAAGGAAACCAUCCAGAAAGUGGCGAAAGAUGUGGAAAAAUGCGAGCAUAAAAAGUAUGUCAGUUUAUCCGUCCUAGCCUCCUAGGUCCGUCUGACCCUCCAACUUUGCCUGUCAACUCCCUUGAUAUGGUAAAAAUGUUGUUGGAAACAUGCUACCCGCUAGAUAUGUUAUCCCUUGUCAAAUACUUUGAACGGAUAGAGGGGUUUCUGCCCAUUAUAACCCCUCGAAUUUUCAGUUGUAGCGAUGUUUUCUAAAACUUCUUUUUUGUAUAAAUCCGGUUCAUCUA
This is a messenger RNA of Quercus robur (English oak), 7566 nucleotides long. RefSeq lists its product as uncharacterized. The transcript has 20 exons. Lineage: Eukaryota; Viridiplantae; Streptophyta; Magnoliopsida; Fagales; Fagaceae. Bases 1061 to 7330 code for a protein of 2089 amino acids. Gene Ontology annotation, biological process: positive regulation of DNA-templated transcription. The record is from RefSeq and is a predicted model, not a curated record. Gene Ontology annotation, molecular function: histone H3K4 methyltransferase activity; protein binding. Gene Ontology annotation, cellular component: histone methyltransferase complex.